AUGUCAGAGUUCAAGGCAGGUAACGCAGCAAAGGGUGCAGGAUUAUUUAAGACAAGAUGUGCGCAAUGCCAUACCGUCGGCACUGGUGAAGGCCACAAAGUAGGCCCAAACCUCCACGGUAUCUUCGGUAGAAAGACCGGUCAAGCUGAAGGCUACUCAUACUCAGACGGCAACGUCAAGAAGGGUAUCACCUGGUCAGAACAAACCUUGUUCGAGUACCUUGAAAACCCAAAGAAGUACAUUCCAGGUACUAAGAUGGCCUUCGCUGGUCUCAAGAAAGCCAAGGACCGUAACGACCUUGUCACCUGGCUCAAAGAAUCAACCGCUUAA
Molecule: messenger RNA, 330 nt
Organism: Wallemia mellicola CBS 633.66
Lineage: Eukaryota; Fungi; Basidiomycota; Wallemiomycetes; Wallemiales; Wallemiaceae
Product: cytochrome-c from the OXPHOS pathway
Exons: 3
Coding region: 1-330 (109 amino acids)
Biological process (GO): mitochondrial electron transport, ubiquinol to cytochrome c; mitochondrial electron transport, cytochrome c to oxygen
Cellular component (GO): mitochondrial intermembrane space
Molecular function (GO): electron transfer activity; heme binding
Source: RefSeq, a predicted model, not a curated record